UUUACUACCACGCGGCCAUUACGUAAGUUUGCUGGAACGGUUGGAUCACAUGAAUCAAAUUAGCCGUUCUGGUGGCCCUGGUGGGUCUUCCCAACAAAUGCAGUUAGGUCCAGGGCAGAUCCCGGGAGGGCCAAUGAACGUGAAUGCUAUGAAUUUACAGCAGAUUCAACCAAUGGGUCAACAGCAAAUGGCGCAAAUCAGCAUGAACCAUCAGCAAUUAAAUCAAAUGAUGAACGCACGUUUGAACGCUGCUGGUCCUAUGGGUACAAAUGCUGGUGCAGGAGCGCAAAUAUCAGUACCGAAGGGCUUGGAAUCAUCUGCGCAUCAGACAUUUGAGUCUGCUGUUGUUGCUGUUGAUUUUGUGCAGCCUACAUACCAGUGGCAGAUGGCACAGUACUUGGUGAAGGACUUUGCCGUAAGAACUGCUGCUACUGACCCGGAACACCACGAUUAACCUGAAACAUCUGGCCACCCUGACCUAUUGGCAUAUUUACCUUCUGUUGCAUAUUCUGGGAAAUACCUAUCAUUUGGCUGAUACCACUUUGCUGGCCAGCAUUUUGGGGCAUUGCACCACCCUGUUGACCUUGUGGUCCACCAACAACAUUGCCUGGAUGCAUU
Rhagoletis pomonella (apple maggot) is the source of this 618-nucleotide messenger RNA. Its product is annotated as mediator of RNA polymerase II transcription subunit 15-like. The record is from RefSeq and is a predicted model, not a curated record. The transcript has 2 exons. Bases 50 to 454 code for a protein of 134 amino acids. Lineage: Eukaryota; Metazoa; Arthropoda; Insecta; Diptera; Tephritidae.